Paramormyrops kingsleyae is the source of this 6371-nucleotide messenger RNA. RefSeq names its product N-acetyltransferase 8-like (gene aspnat). Lineage: Eukaryota; Metazoa; Chordata; Actinopteri; Osteoglossiformes; Mormyridae. The record is from RefSeq and is a predicted model, not a curated record. Gene Ontology annotation, molecular function: L-aspartate N-acetyltransferase activity. Gene Ontology annotation, cellular component: mitochondrial membrane.
CCGCUUUCUCCCGGUCGUGAGAGAGCUCAGGGUUGCAGCAUUGCAUUCGCCGUUUUCUUUUAGUUGAUAUAUUAAAAGAUCCAUUGGGAAAAAAAUCUUUAAUUUUUUUCAUUCCCGUUUCAAGUAUAGCCGAGGCCAGUUGCAUGCAUUGUUCGCCUCCAAAAAUGGUUUGCGAGACAAAAAUUGUAGCCGAUGAACAUGACACCAUACCUGGGACCAAAAAAGAUUCAAUUAUUCUUUCCUCUUCUCAAAUAUGGACUUCUUCGUCGCCAUCCCCAAACACAGUAGAGGGGAAAGAUGUGAAAAGUGAUACAGUAUUCAUCCGUGAAUUUCAGCGCUCGGACCAUGUGGAGGUCCGUCGCAUCUUCUGUGAAGGGAUAAUGGAGCGAAUCCCCAAUACAGCAUUUCGGGGGCUUAAACAUCAAACUCAAACGCAAUUCCUGUAUGCUUUUCUGACACUAAUGUGCUUUCUUGUGACCAAAUCCUUCACGCUGACCUGCGGCGUGCCGUUCAUUCUAUUGGGUGCGCGGUAUUACUUCAGUAGGAAAGUUAUCCUCGCCUAUCUCGAUUGCGUUCUUCACACGGACAUGGCUGACAUCGAAGAGUAUUACAUAAAACCCACAGGCUCCAGCUUCUGGGUGGCGGUGCUGGAUGGCAGCGUGGUGGGAAUGGUGGCGGCGCAGGGCCGGGAGGAGGACAACACGGUGGAGCUGCGUCGCAUGUCGGUGGACUCGCGCUUCCGAGGGAAGGGCAUCGCCAAGGCACUGGGCCGCCGCGUGCUGGAGUUCGCCGUGCACAACAGCUACUCGGCCGUGGUACUGGGCACGACCGCCGUGAAGCCGGCCGCCCACAAGCUGUACGAGUCGCUGGGCUUCCGGCACGCCGGCGAGAGCGAGGAGCACACGCUGCCCGGCAUGAGCCACUCGCUGCUGGAGAGGAUGUUCUUCCAGAUCCGCUACCAUCGCUACCGGCUGCAGCUGCGUGAGGAGUAGAUCUUCAGCCAGCGAGCUGAGGCCUGCCCCCUCCACUGCGCCUCAUCACUAUAUUACUACUACUAUCAGUCAUACUAAGUAACCAGCGUUUUAUUGAUUUUUUUUUUCUUUUUGUUUGACUUCCUCAGAUUUUAUUUUCUAUUUACUAGUUCUUUGUUGUUUACAUAACUGCAGAAUCUGUCCCAUCGAUCUCACCUUUCCCCAAGCCUCUCCAUCCCGAGCAACAUGUGAGAUAAUUGUUUCUUGGAGGCAACCCCUCCCAUCACCCUCCACCCCCCCACCCCCACCCCCUACUCUCCUGAUGACCCCUCCCUGCAGUUCCACCAUCGUCAGACCCCCGUGGAGGGAUCAGUGGGUGGGGCCUGUGGGUUUCAGAGGUGGGCCACACCCCCACUCUGGUCGAUGUCGGGGGCACACCCAGCCCCCCCCCCCCCCCAUCGCUGUCAGACACGCACUAAUCUUGUUCUCACUCCUUUCUGAGCCGUUUGCCGAAAGUGACAACUCAAGCACAGCAGUAUAUUCUCUCCGUGUUUGCAAACAACGAGGGGAGAGUACAUCUCGCACAGAGCGACACCCGUGCCUCCCACCUCUUCGUCCGCCCCUCCUCCUCUUCCUCUUCUUCAAAGGCUGAGAGACUCCACCCCUCCCCCGCAGGCUGGAGCGCUCUGGUGCUGUGCCGAGGCGCCGGAUCCGGGAAGUGCAUCCGCGGUGGGAGGUGAAGAUGGCACUGGCACGUGUCACUCUGACAAUCGAUGAUGGAGCCCCCCUACCCCCGCCCCUUCCCUCCACAACAUGGCCAGACACACGAGGGACGAGGGUGACUGCGUGCGUGCAUGUGUGUGUGUGCGUGUGUACAUGUGUGUGUGCAUGACUGCCUCUGUGUGUGUGGGGGGGGAGGGGACUGACACAAACACAAUGAAACAUUAACAAACAUAAAGAGCAAACUGAUCAAUGUGAAAAUGGAAGGCUUGUUAUUUAUUUAAUUUAAACUUUUCUUUUGUGCACAAGUGUGUACGUACAUAGAUUUGGGUAUGCAUGUACACACAUAUGCAUGGCUCAUUAAGAAAUUAAUGGAAAUUAAUUCAUUUUUAAUCUAAUCGACUGAUUAUUUGUACCAUAAGGAACUGACUCAAUGUUGGUUCUAAUAUUAAAAGUUUUCUUGUGGAACUUUCUGGAUAUGCUGCAGCACUAUGCCAUUGUAAGAAGCAUGCUUUAAUAACAGGUAACUUCUCUUUAAAAAGCUACCAGAGAAGGGACGUGGUCACACUGUUAAUGGCUGUUUGUCACUGACAUUUAGAUUGCAAAACACAGCAUUGAAAUAGUGACGAAUGCGGGUAAAAGGAAAAGCAUCAUGCAUAUGGGCUGCGUAUCUCCACGCCUGAACUUAUUUAUGCAUACAUGUAUGUAGAUGUACAUUACAUACCAAAAUGCCCAAGAACUCUCUCCACUUACUGUUUCCACACCAAGCCAAAACCAGCAGGAGAGAGUAGAGUACAAUGAGCCUGAUUUGUUACAUACCUGUAAAAAGAGAAGAAAAAAAAAAACUAAAAAAAAAGAAUACCUUGAAAAGUGAAGUUGAAGUCGUUCACCUCAAAAUUCACUUGCCUUGUGUCAUAGCUCGCCCCCUGGAGUCUGACCGCCUCUGCAUGCUCCACUGAGGCUCCCCCACAUUUGAACUUGUCACCCGUGAUGUCAUUGCGGCAGUGUAGCAUCCCAAAUCCAUGACCUGUCACUGGCUCUCCAGCAGAGGCACGUGGAGACAUGCGCUGCCAUAAUGACAUCAUGCUCGCAAUUUGUAGUCUGCAGAAUCAAUGCAAAUCUGGCAUGCCUUUGUACCUGGUGCCAGUGCCUGUCCUGUAAAUGACAAAACAGAAAAAAAACUGCAGAAAAGAAAGUGCGCCUCUUUUAGCCUAAAGUAUAAUGAUUUGUGUAUUUCUUUGUUUAAAGGAGUUACUGUUUUGCAUGAAACAUGUCUUGAAGGAACUGAGUAGGAAGACCAACCACGUGGCAGUCAAAGAGCUGUACAUCUUUUACCUUGUUUUACUUUGAUGGGAUCAAUUCUUAGUGCUGGGGUGGGGGGGCAUGUUUAGAAGCGGUGCUGAAUUUGUGCCAUUCUCUGAGCACACAGCAUGUUGAGUAAAAAUGUGGAAAAAGCAGCCAGACAUGAUUGGAUGUUUCUGAUGGCGUCCUCAGUAGUGCCCCCUCCCCCCCACCUACUCCCACAAUCUUAAAACACACUGGUCAGAUCAAAGGUCAAGACUUGGGGUAACAAGGUCAAAUGAAAGACAGAAGUUCAAAUUGUUCGGAGUCAUAAUUACUAUCAGGGUUGGGCAUUUGAGGUCCAGAAACAACAAACCUAGACCAAGAUUUUGUUUCUUCCAACCAGUUAAGCAUGAAGUCACAGUCACAGAGCACUCAGCUGGUUGGUAGAAAUAAAAUCUUGGUCUGGGUUUGUAGUUUCUGGACCUGAAAUGCCCAACACUGAUUACUAUUAUAUGGGCAUGACGUAAUUGCGGUAAAUGUGGUAUUUUGCAUAUUAGGUUACUUGUGACUUUGAACUUAAAAGCAUUGCAAUUUUUCCAGCUGUUAUUUUACAAUCAAACGGGUGAAGUCUAGGGACAGACGGUGAGAGAGAAAUCAGCAGCAUGUGUAAUGGAAUCGAAGUGUGAGGUCGCUGUGAGCUUGGGCAUGCCGCCAUAUUGCAGGUUGGAGUUCAUCUUCUCACUCCAGCACAUAUCCCAAUGGCCGAUAUGCUUCACUAUGAAUACACCAUAGAAGCACACAAAGUCAAGAACCAGAAAUGGCAGAAACUGGAUGAGGUCACUUCAGUAGGCCCUGGGAUGACUACCGUAACCAUAAAAAGGUUCUUAAAGACCCACAAAGUGCACCAUAAAGUUCUUCAUUCUGAGAGUUCUUUGAUCCUGCCCAACUUGAAUUGCUGAAAUGAUUGAUCACAGCAAAGGAGGAACUGGAAUGUUAGCUAGUAUCUGGCGUAGAUACACAUGUAGGCAGAUUCUAAGAUGUUUGGUAUAUGAUAGGAUUUAUCUGUCAAUAGAGGGCUUUAUGAUUUGGUACAUGGAUUUUGAAUGUUUUUUCUUUUUGUAUAUUUUUGUUCAGAAGUUUCACUUGAGGCCUGUACAUGGAUGGAAAUCAGCUGUUUAAGAAUCACAGUGAAAUGUCCAGGAGUGCACCUUUGGGUACUGAGCAGGAUGGCCGUAGCCAACUAAUAGCACACUGCUCCAGGAAAGCACAUCUUGACUGAAUCCCCCAGCCCCAGUUUAAAGAAUAUUGAUUCAACAAUAUUAACAGCACAAUUGUCUUUACCAACCGGUAUCUCAUACUGGGUCUGUUCAACUGUGAAGCUGUAGAGCUGGCAGACUUGAAUGUAAGUGGCAAGCAGUACUGUAUGAAUAUGAUCUAGGUAUCUGAAAGAAAUGCAAAAUGGUAUAUAUUUUUUUCUUUUUUGUGACCAAUCCGCUGUCUUAAAGAAUUCAUCCUUGCUGAAUGAGUUGAUGGGUUGUUUGUGAUGGCCAGAGCUUUGCACGGCUGAGGGUCUGAGUUGUCGGUGUGUCACGUUCCCUGAUAGAUGGUCAUGUGACAGGAAGUUUGCACCUCAGGUGUUGUCCUCCGGUGCUAAUGACCUCUGACCCUCUCAGGGUAAGAAGCGAGCCAAUUUGGAUGAAUACCUUGCCAACAUGGCACCCAGUCAGGGAUAAAUCUGCAUGCUGUAUUCCUUGGGCACUGGAAUGAACCACUGGCUUGAGAUCCAGUGGAUUUGGCUUAUAUUUAAAAGUUUUAGCAUCGUAGCUACAUGCAGAGACAGGUGUGGGCUUUCCCGGCCUCACUGUAGUGUCACUGCUGCUCAUCCGGAGGAGUCAGUCAGAGCUCUGACCAGGCCUAUGUUCAUGCCAUGAUGAAAGCUCCCAGCUCAUGUAUGACCCGUGUGUUCUAGUCUCUUUGUGCUCAGCCUGCCAGCACCUGCAUGUAUCAGUGUGUGGUCAGAGUGAGAGACUAUAGCAGUGUUUCUCAAGCCAGUCCUUGGGGACCCCAAACAGUCCACAUUUUUGCUCCCUCCCAGCCCCCAAGAUACACAUUCCUGGUAUAUGGUGUUUUUGACUGUGUAGGGGGUUCACAAGGAGUGGGUUGAGAAACACUGCUCUACAGAGCAUGUCUCUUUCCUCUCUGAGUAGGAUGCGAAGUCAUUCAUGGUCAGGAGCACUAGUAGGGCAUGGGUCUUUGACUUUUGGACAAAUGUUUCAGGUGAUGCCCUGGUAGCAGCAGUUGGCACCAGGGCGGACUGAGCUGAAAAUGACGGGUUACACCUGACACCCCUCGCUGUGGCCGUACAGUCACAAGCAUGACUGCUAGGUUAGCUGACAAGCAGCCCUUCAGAACAUCUGUGCAAAAUCAUUUUGGGUAUAUCAGGGUCACAUGACCCUGACUGAAAUCUGCUCCUGACCUGGUCACUAAAAGGCUGAGGAUGACGGGGGUGAAGAUGAGGACCUUCUGGUGGCUAUGAGUUUGUGAUAAUUGCAUUCCAUCGCAGGUGCUGGAGGCUGGUGGCUGCACAUCAAUGUUACAGUAUGCACACAUGCAUGGACACUACUGCUACACUCUGGUUGUUUAUCCAGAACCUCUUCCUCUUGGUGUUUGAGCAUGAGAAGCUGGGCCAGAAGUUGGUGGUGUUGUGCUGUUGAGAAGAAUAAGAGCAUUAGGAAGAGCGUCCUGAGUCUACCUUUCUGUAACGAUGGCCAUCAUGUUCUUCACUGAGUUGACUGCAUGUAUAUAGCUGUAUUCAGUACUUAUGUUUAGUUGAGAAGCUCUAUUAUCGCUGAUGAUUUUUUUUCAUGUGGCUUUAAUGCGACGUUUCCUGGUCAGUCCCUGUCGCAGCCUCCGGGGGGGUGGAGGGGGAAGAGGAAACACAAAACCGGAUUGCCUCCUGCGUUUUGUGGCCAAAGACUCGUCCGUUUGUAGCUACCGAGGACACAGAGCGGGCUUGUGGCACAGCCGUUUGUAGCUGCCGAGGACACAGAGCGGGCUUGUGGCACAGCCGUUUGUAGCUGCCGAGGACACAGACCGGGCUUGUGGCACAGCCGUUUGUAGCUGCCAAGGACACAGACCGGGCUUGUGGCACAGCCGUUUGUUUCUCCUGUGUUUUACCGCCUUCGCUGAUGACGCAGUGUGACCUGCACGUAUAUGAACACCACACGCUGUACAGAGAAACGUGUUCUUUUAGCGUUAUGGAGAGUUAUCAUUUGCCAAAAGGCUUGUUUUAUAGGUUGUGCAUGUUUUACCAGUGCUUAUAUUUAAAAGGAUUUCUUUGGAAGGUCAUCCCACUCCAAAUGCCGUCUUACCUAGCAAUAAAAAAGAAACCACAAA